CAUUCACGUGAUCCUGAUUCAUGUGAAUCUCUUAAAUUAAAUUCUGAACAAAAUCUAUAAUGAUGAAAAAUGUUUUAUAUCAAACAGAAUCUUUAAUUUCAAAGAUUUCGUUAUUGAAUCACAAUGGAAAAUCAUGUAAAAACAUUUAUUCUUUUAAUAAUCAUAGUUUUUUUACUAAUUCAACAAAUCAACGUUUAAGUCCAACUGAAGUUCAUUGUAUAAAUGUGGUAAAAAAAUUUGAUUAUGAAAAUUUCGUGGCAACUUUGUUCAUUUCUGAUGAAGAAAUUCGUCGUACAGCAUUCGCCCUUCGUGCUUUCAAUGUCGAAUUGGCGCAAAUUCGUGAUAUCACCCGGACAAAUGAAUUAGCUCAAAUUCGGUUUCAGUUUUGGCAAGAUGUUAUCGAUGAAAUUUAUUCAAUUUCCUCUACUAGUCAAGUUACGGAUAAUGAAACGCUGAUGAAAUAUAGAAAUUUUCCUCUUGCAUUUGAACUAUUCAAGGUACUUUCCGGAAGUGAAAAAUUAUCUAAACAUUGGAUUUCAAAACUAAUUCAAAUUCGACGAGAUCCAAAAUACUUGGGAGAAUAUCCAUUUCAAACAUUAAAUGAAUUGGAAAAAUAUUGUGAAGCAUCGACUGUAUCACUGUAUUAUUUUUUGAAUGAAAAAUCUAUUCAAUUAUCAAAUGAAGGGCAAAAGAAUGCAGGGUAUCGUAUCGCUUUGGAUCAUGUAGCCAAUCACUUAGGAAAAGCACAAGGAUUGACCAAUAUUCUUCGAGGCAUUGUACAUAAUGCAAAAAAUAGACGAUGUUAUAUACCGAAUGAUAUAUUGAUGAAAAGUAAAUGUUCACAUGAAGCAUUUCUUCAAUGUCAACAGGAUAAUGAUUCUCUUCGAGAAGCCAUAUACUUAAUUGCAUCAAAUGCUAAAGGUCAUUUAGAACAUGGUCAAAAAUUACUCGUUUCAAAUGGAAAUGAAACACCGAAAAUACAAAAAUCCGAUCGACUAAUUUUUCUACCAAUGAUGGCCAUACAGGCAUAUCUUCAUGAUCUUCAACGCGUACAAUUCAAUGUAUUCGAUUCAUGGCUUUAUCGUCGUCGAGGUUCAUUGCCAUUGAAAAUGUGGUGGAAAUGUAAAAUUUUUUAAUUUUAGGAAUUAAAAAUAAAAAUAAAUAAAUUUUACAAAAAAUAAUGUGUUAUGCAAUAUAUUUUGUAUACAUU
This is a messenger RNA of Dermatophagoides farinae (American house dust mite), 1210 nucleotides long. It is a transcript of the gene sicily, whose product is annotated as NADH dehydrogenase (ubiquinone) complex I, assembly factor 6 homolog sicily. NCBI's taxonomy places the organism in Eukaryota, Metazoa, Arthropoda, Arachnida, Sarcoptiformes, Pyroglyphidae. Gene Ontology annotation, biological process: biosynthetic process. The record is from RefSeq and is a predicted model, not a curated record.